GGCAAAGAUGGUCGGCUCUGGCACCGCCACUGCUCCGAGAUGGCUCCACUAGCACCUGGAAUGAAUCGCCUCUACUUCAUGUCCUCGAUGCCGUGGACGCUGCUAGAUCGAGGAAAGCGUCGCUCGUUCACCUUCCAGAAAUCGGGACCGAGGUAUCUGAGCCUCUCCAAUCCGGGGCCAGAGUCGCAGGAGGAAGACUGGAAAAAGUUUGUGCUGCUAGGCCCAACUUCGGGUGAAAAGCCGCUGUGCGUAGAGCCUGGACAGACUUGGAUCGCUGAGCAAGUCAUCGAGAACACUGGCAUCUAAGAAACUUGACAGCGUACC
Messenger RNA from Selaginella moellendorffii, 324 nucleotides. Its product is annotated as protein NDH-DEPENDENT CYCLIC ELECTRON FLOW 5. The transcript has 2 exons. Gene Ontology annotation, biological process: carbohydrate metabolic process. The record is from RefSeq and is a predicted model, not a curated record. Gene Ontology annotation, molecular function: carbohydrate binding; catalytic activity. NCBI's taxonomy places the organism in Eukaryota, Viridiplantae, Streptophyta, Lycopodiopsida, Selaginellales, Selaginellaceae. Bases 40 to 306 code for a protein of 88 amino acids.